Messenger RNA from Amoebophrya sp. A25, 1828 nucleotides. The record is from the annotation of a GenBank genome assembly. Lineage: Eukaryota; Dinophyceae; Syndiniales; Amoebophryaceae.
AUGAAUCCUCGUAGACCCUUAGCAAAAAUGUUAGCCUUGUUUCAUGUUCUAAACGUUGAUGGUCUCAUUCGACGACAUGGAAAUGCUGCAUUUCUGUCAACCUCGACCGGCUCCGCCAAGACGACAAGCCGAACGCUCCCACUCGCUAUCGAGGUGGAGCGGGCACAGGCUGCCUUGGAUGAAGCGGGAAAUGAGGGAGACCGAGCCGUGCGAUCAGCCGAUACUGUGGGAGCGGUCCUGCGGAUUGGACGGAGUCUAAAACUGCUCGCAGCAGAUGAGAAAGCUGCAAGUACAGCUGCAAUGAGAGCCAAACGAGAAGCAGAGCUGUCGGAUGCGAUCCUCAAUGAGGUUUCUGGAAAUGAAAAGCCAAAGGAAUAUUUGGGUAUUUCUAUUUUGUUGAUGAAAGUUCAAAAUUGCAAUUCCUGCGAUUAAUAGGAACCGCAUACGAGGGACCAGGAACAAUUCUUGCGAUUAUACACCACAUUUAGUAUAUCGCAGACGGCGUUACUCUUACUUGCCAUAGCACUUGUACAUCAUUGAUUAAUUCCCAUAUGUAUCAUGUUCUGAUUGAACAUCAAAAUCAUUCAAGGUGAAACUGAGGCCACUGCUGCUAAGCUGAAAGGUGACGCAGAUGAGUUAGUCGCUUCUGCCGCAAACAGUGCUGCCUCUGUUGUUACGGCGAAAGAAGAAUUAAGGCUCCCUUUUUUGAUAAAAUGCUUUGUGGUGCCUGUCUUUCUAGCUACGUGGCUUUCUUAGUACGUUGUUUAUGCUAAUGCUUGAUGCAGUUACUCAAAAGCUCAAAGCAGGUUCAAUUCUUUCUUCGGAGGAUUACACUUCCAAGCUCACCAACCAUAGAGAAGUACUCGUACUUCUAAGCUCACCAACCAUUGAGGAGUACACGAACUGGCAGUUCGCAGCCCAACACCCUCUGCAGCGCGACGCCGCUCGUGCAGGGUUUGAUGCCGCGAAGCCGUAUCGCGAUGCCCAAGGGAAAGUCGCCGCAGCAGUGGCAACACUCAGAGAAGGUGCCGCUGCAGCGGACAAUGAGGCGUUUUUACGAAGGGAACAAGCAGAGAGCUUGGGGAAAACUGCGGAAGUCAGUACUACUACUAUUCUGAAUCUCUUCGUCGUCGCCUUUCACUAUGUAUAUACCUAGUGGUCAUGAUAGUUGUAAAACAAAAAAAACAAACUACUGCUCUUGGGUUUUUACGAGAUACUAGUCGUGAUAAAGAAGAUUAAGAUCUCUCUAAUACGACGCUCACUCAGGACCCGACCCCUGGUUACGCAGCCAAGACGUGAUGCAGGUCCAGUCCUUACAGGCACAGGCGAACGCCCUUUCAGUGCGCGCUUCCGAGAUGGCGAAGAAAGCUGACGGGUUUGCUGCCAUGCUCCCACGAUACGAUCUGGCGGUGGAAUAUGUAACGGCGCAAGCAGCGCAGAAAAUCGAUCCUUCGUUAAGGCUAAAGAAGAAGAAGAAAAAGAAGAAGAAUGGAUCAUCACUGAGCUUAAUUAGUUUUAGCAGAUAGGAGGACAUUUCUUGAUGAUAAUUGCCCUUUUCUCUUUUUUCUCUUCCUCGUCUGGUCUUUCUUUUUUCUACUUAGGUCGGCUCCACCACAACGAUAAAAAGUUGGUGCGAAUUUUUCAGGUAGGUCCCACGGUAAUAAGAUCUUCAAUUUACGUUUGUGUUGGUGUCUUUCAAUCAUCGUAGGGGAAACUGCAACUCAGUAACAACCUGCCACCUCUAAUUUCCGUGGUGAUGCCGCCAUAUACGGAACCGCUUCCGCCGCUGGAGCCAGAGGGUUUGCCUGUAGAGGCCAUGAUGUUGUAG